AUGUCUGAAGUAGUUUCAUAUACACCCGUGAAAAAGGAAUUUGAUGUAUCAUCCGGAAACAAUAAUGAUAAUUCAAACAAUAAUUUUGAAGAAAAUGGGGACAUUGAAAAUGAUCAAUCAAAUUCUAAUUAUGACACAGUCUCAGAUUGUGGAACUUCUGUUCACCGAUGUGAUAGAUGUGAUAACUAUGAAACUUUAAAUGAAACAAGUUUAAUAUCACACUUGGCAACAUGUCAAGGAAUAGAAAGUAAUAAUGAGAAUGAUUUACAAACAAAUCGUAAAUUAUUUGAAUGUGAUAUAUGCAAUAUGAAAUUUUCAAAUGGUGCUAAUAUGAGAAGACAUAAAAUGAGACACACAGGAGUUAAACCUUAUGAAUGCAAAAUUUGUCAAAAGCGUUUUUUUAGAAAAGAUCAUUUAGCUGAACAUUUUACAACACAUACAAAAUCAUUACCAUUUCAUUGUCCAAUAUGCAAUAGAGGAUUUCAACGUCAAAUUGCAAUGAGAGCACAUUUCCAAAAUGAACAUGUUGGUCAACAUGAUAUGGUUAAAUCAUGCCCAUUAUGUAAUUUUAGAGCUAGUUCAAUGAAAAGUUUAAGAGUCCAUUUUUUUAACAGACAUGGAAUUGACCUAGAUAACCCGGGUGUUAAUGUAAUAAAUUCUACUUUAACAAACCACAUACCUAUUGAAUACAAUAGUGGAAAUGUCAGUACUAGUGGAGCUUGUAGUGAUAGUGGUGAUUCAAUUGGAGGAAGUCGUUCGGAAAGUAAUGCAACCCCACCAAUGCAUUUUCUUACACCCCAUGUUGAAAUAUCAAUGACAGAACCCAAUCCUACGGAGUGCUCAUCUUUUUCCUCUUCUCAAAUUAAUGACAAUAAUGUGAAAACAGAACCUAUUCAAAAUUUAAAUAAUGAUGAUGUUUUACAAGAUAAUGAAUGUCCAAAUUCUCCACAGUCAACAGAUUCAAACUCUAAUAUGUCUACAUUACCAAUAUUAGCAGGAAAUAAUCGACAAGAAGGUGAAGUAAGUACAAUCACACCAUCUGUUUCUCUAAUUCCAAUAAAACAAGAACAAGGAGAUGAACAUUUAAGAAAAAAUAGUUCAAAUAAUGUCCAAAAUGGAGAAACUGAGUCUGGACGUUUUCAGCCAGCAUCAAGUUUAUCAUCAUUAAUCAAAGUAUCACCUCUAAAAUCAUUGUUGCGUGAUGAAUUUAAACGUAACAUAAAUAUGAAUACCCCUGAAUUAUCUCAGCCUCAUAACACAGAUCCUGGUAUUUGGAGGUACAUAGCAUUUCAAAAAACAUUACAAUGUUCCUUUUGCGGUAUUACAUUUCCAGACCAAACACUUUACUUUCUUCACAAGGGGUGUCAUUCUGAAACAAACCCAUGGAAAUGCAAUAUUUGUGGAGAACAAUGUGGUAAUGUGUAUGAAUUUAACUCUCAUUUAUUAAGUAAAACCCAUCAAUAA
This is a messenger RNA of Macrosiphum euphorbiae (potato aphid), 1464 nucleotides long. Lineage: Eukaryota; Metazoa; Arthropoda; Insecta; Hemiptera; Aphididae. The record is from the annotation of a GenBank genome assembly.